UACAUCCCUCGUCACAGAUCUAGAAGGCAAGGGGGAGGAGCUAGCGUGCGAUGACUCCCAAGCGAGAGAGAAACAGCGCCUGCGGAUAGAAUAGACACUCACGUGAAUGGACCUAGAUUACACGUCAUAUUCCCGCGUGGUUUGAAUAGGGGACUCACAGAUGUCAUUUAAUGACUGGAAACGCUCCAGCUUUCUCUCCUUCAGCAGCUCAAUCCUCAGACCUUCCACAACAAACAGCGACACCUUUUCACUUACCUUCUCAACAUCAGCGAAAUCCAACAGAGCAGCACAGCGACAAUGUCUGCCCCAAAUACGCCCCCCUUCCCUGCAGCACCUGCAUAUCGGCGUCGUUCCUACGUCCCGCCCUCGAUAAGCCCAGCCGUCGUGCCCUCGGCCUGGCAGCCCUCGUCUUCGUCGUAUCCCCCGCCCACGCCCAUGGCUCCCUUGAUGCACACCGUCCCCCUGCCUGCUGAGACUCCCAGGCCCUUCUCGCCUCGCGGCUUGCCAUCGCCCGCGCUCACGUCCACGCCCCCUCCCAUGGGUGGGAUGUUCAGCCCUCGCUCCGCACCUGCCGUGCUCCCUUUCCCAGGGGGUUACCCCUGGCCCCAGGCUCAAGCCCCGGCUGUCCUCCCAACCCCAGCAGCAUAUGGUCGCGCGCAGCCCGCACCAAUCCCCAUCCCCAUGGGUCGCCGUCCUGCCCAUGGGCGCGGCCUGACCCUCGUCCAGCCUAGUCCACCGUGUCACGCCAGCCCGGCCUCCGCCAGUGCUUCCGAGCCGCGCUUUCGCUCCUCGGGUCAGUCAUCCCCACUCAGCAUCCCCACCGACGUCGACAGGGACAACACGCUCGUUAUCCCUUCCUCGCCCACUACCCAGGCAGCGAUUCGUCGCUCGCACGCUGCCAUCUCCAUGGCCCUGAACAGCGCGCAUCCGGUCCUGUAUGCUGGACGCAGAUACCUUACUGCUGAACAUCUCCUCGAGGCCAUGAAAUUCAAGUACCAUCCAGAGGCAGCGGAGCAAGUUCGGCGCUCGCAACACCCGCGCAGGACGGCGGAGCAGCUCGGCCAAUACGUGCGCCUGGAUUGGGAAUCACGCAAGGCCGCCAAGGUACAGGAGGUCGUAAGACUCAAGCACUUGCAGAACCCCGAGCUGGUGGAGGAACUGCUCGAGACGGGUAACAGCUGCCUGGUGGACGAGUCCGAUCCGCAGAUGAACCACCUCGGUGGGGCGUUGAUGCGCCUGCGGUGGGAAUAUCAACCGAGCGGCGCAGACAGCCUGGGAUGAUUAUUGGGCCUGGAGAAGAAGUGUCGACGAUACCCAGCUGCCUCUCGGCCCUCAGGGCCAGCCAACGCACUUUCAACAGCAUCUGCUACACCAGCAGCGUGCCCCCCGCAAAUAGGGACGCCGCCCCACAUCGCCAUAGGGAACCGCGCAGCGCCUGGAACGACUUUCUGGGCCGGCGCAGGAGCCGGGAUGGGAUGUAGCAUGCGAGCGCCGCGGCACACAUGCAUGACGGAUAGGAUAGUUUGUGGCUUGAUCUGUCGUGCAUCUGUUGAUAUGUACUAGCUUCAUACACGGUAGAUAUAGACUGCUGCAAAUGUCAGCGCAUAUACCCUAGCUGGUCACUCUCGUACGCACCAAGUAACGCUACGACACCCCAGUCAAGGGGCACGUCUCCUCUUUCUCGUCGUGCCCUCCGCGUCCCCGACACCAUUUGCCCGCACCACCGCCUGCUGCCUCAGAUGCUCCGGCACUUUCUCCCAAUAGAUCCUCUCCCUCUCUCCCUCUAUCAGCUCGAGCCUGACUGAGCUCGCAUCGCCAUCUAGCGGUUUUUGGAAAUAUGCUAUCGCUUGCUGUGCCAGGGCAGCAGAGGAGAAACGGAUGUAGCAGGUAUCCAUCCCCUUCUGCCAGUCUACAUAAUCCACACCUCCGGCCUUUCCGUCCUCUAGGGCGGCAGUGAACAGCGCCUUGAGGGCAGUUUUGUUCGUCUGCUGAGGUAGGGAGCGGGCGAAGACCAGGCAGCCCGGUGGGUAGGAUGCAGACUGAACUUGAUGAAACGGCCGUUUCUUGGGUGGUGCGGUUGGGAGUUGUUUCAUAUGUGGUGGGGGAGGAGGUUGGCUGGUCAUGGAUGUUGCGGCAGUGCUGACCGUUGUGGUCGGGCCUGGUUUUGGUCUUGAAAGUUCAAGAAGUCGCCGUUGUUCAGCGAGAUAGUCAGCUUUGAGUCUGAGCCAGUGCAACUUGGACAACGAACGAAGGCCAUGUUGCUUGGCGAGCUCAAUCAUAGGCAGAAGCCCCUUCCUCUUAGUCAUUUUGAUACCACCCCCUUCUUCAUCCUCAUCUUCGUCCUCUUCGUCAGCUUCAUCGUCCCGCAUGAACGGCUUGCGCAGUUCAUGCGAAACAACCCAUGGCCAACGCUGGACGAACUGGCAUGCUAAUUCCUCACUUCUGAAGACGACGAAGGCAAACCCGCG
Molecule: messenger RNA, 2468 nt
Organism: Dacryopinax primogenitus
Lineage: Eukaryota; Fungi; Basidiomycota; Dacrymycetes; Dacrymycetales; Dacrymycetaceae
Exons: 3
Coding region: 298-1281 (327 amino acids)
Source: RefSeq, a predicted model, not a curated record